This is a messenger RNA of Hemisphaericaspora subhashii, 513 nucleotides long. RefSeq lists its product as uncharacterized. Gene Ontology annotation, molecular function: GTP binding; GTPase activity. Gene Ontology annotation, biological process: small GTPase-mediated signal transduction. The record is from RefSeq and is a predicted model, not a curated record. Bases 1 to 513 code for a protein of 170 amino acids. NCBI's taxonomy places the organism in Eukaryota, Fungi, Ascomycota, Pichiomycetes, Serinales, Debaryomycetaceae. The transcript has 2 exons.
AUGUCUUCCAAGAAAUCCACCAUCGGAAAAUCAGUACUUGUAGGUGAUAAAGGAGUAGGUAAAUCAAGUUUAAUCCUAGUUUUAUCUGGUUUUCAAUUCCCCCCAACAUCCCCCGCAAUAUUUGAAACUCACACCACCGAUAUCACAAUCGAAGAAGCAUCACUUAGAAUUGUAUUUCAUGAUACACCAACCCUGGAUCCUAAUUAUGAAACCUUAAGACCUUUGGUAUAUCCCAACACUAAUACUUUUUUGAUUUAUGUGCCUGUUAUUUUGGUAGGUUGUAAAGUUGAUUUACGUAAUGAUGCUGACAUUAUUGCGAGAUUGAAAGAAAAUGAUGAAAUGGUUGUUAGUGCGGAGCAAGGGUUGAAGGUUGCUAAAGAAAUUAAGGCAGUUGAAUAUAUAGAAUGUUCUGGUAGGACAAAUCAAGGAAUUGAGGAAUUGAUUGAAGCUACUGGGGUGUCGAUAUUGAGGGAAAAGAAGGGUUGUAGAUUGACGCAUUGUUGUAUUCUCUAG